Moneuplotes crassus is the source of this 357-nucleotide messenger RNA. The record is from the annotation of a GenBank genome assembly. Lineage: Eukaryota; Ciliophora; Spirotrichea; Euplotida; Euplotidae.
UGAAAAUUAGUAAUUAUGGGGUCCUCAUCUUCGGCAUCGCCUAAAACUGUUGAUGCAGUUAAUUCUUUGAUUCAGAAGAAUAAAGUCUUGGUAUUUUCUAAAUCUUAUUGUCCGUACUGUACAGAUGCCAAGAAUGUGUUCACUAGAAUGAAUGUGCAACCAAAAGUAGUUGAGUUAGAUCAAGCUUCUAAUGGUUCAGAAAUACAGAGCGCUUUGUACCAGAUUACUUCACAGCGUACUGUUCCUAACAUAUUCAUAAACUCCAAACAUGUUGGAGGAUGUGACGAUUUAAAAGCCAAGGCUAGAAGUGGGGUAGUCCAAGAUUUACUAAAAGAAGCAGGUGUCGAGUAUAUUUAA